AUGUCUCAGUUUGGUGCGAAGAAUCCAGCUGCUUGGGCGCGACCUCCAGGCAGUCAGCAGCUGAAUCCAGGCCUUUUUCAAAAUCCACUUAUUGGUGGGCAGCCGUUUGGCGGUGUUGCGCAAAUGAAUGUACCUAACAUGAUCAAUGCUGCAGCUUUUUCUCAGCAAGCAGCUGCCAGCAUGGGAAUGAAUCUUGGAUUACUACAAACUCCUCAGCAAGCAAUUAGAAUGCAAGCCCAGCAGCAGCAACCGCAACAGAAAACGAGAACAUUUUCGGGCGUUGUCACGAAAAUGCAUGAUAGUUAUGGUUUUAUUGACGACGACGUUUUCUUCCAAGUCAGCGUUGUGCGUGGGGCAUUGCCAAGAGCAGGCGAUCGAGUUAUGGUUGAAGCGCAGUACAAUCCAGCUAUGCCUUUUAAAUGGAAUGCAUUCCGUGUCCAGCUGAUUGGAAAUGAAAAAACAGGUUCACAGAGUGGACCACACGGACAUCCACAAGGAGAUAUGAGGGGCAGACAACUGCCAUCGCCUAGAGGUCCGCUGAUGGGACAGAAUUGGUCUGACAAAGGGCCAAAUUCUGGCUCGUUGUCCCAUAUGAAUGAAAUUCAUCAACGUGAUAGUCGAGGGCCGAGAGCAAGAUCACCCGUCCCACCUCCUGGGCGUCGUCGUUCACCUAUAAGAGGAGGCCCUCCUGGAAGCGCCGGUCCGCGUCGGUCCAGUCCUCUGCGAAGAGUUUCACCAAUAAGGAAUGCUCCUAGGCGGUCUUCACCGCCAAAAAGAAGCCCUGCCCGUGGAGAUGUUACGAGAACUGGUCGUGCACCUUCUCCUAAGCAUGGUACGCCUGCUAGAAAGCAUGAAGGUAUGAAGAGAGAACGGUCGCCAAGUGGUUCGGUUCGAAACAAAUCUCCAUCUGCGAAACAUGAAGGGCUUUCGCGUGACAGUAUAUCUCCUCCUCGUCGUCGGGCACGUAUAAUUCCCAGAUAUCAGUGUUACAUGCCUAAAGCACCCUUUGGAAUGUUUGAUGAAGCUACUAGACAGAGUGUUGUUCAGCUGCGGCGGCGUUAUCCAUCUCUUUAUAUUCCGUCAGAUUUCACAGAAGCAGUCAUAGACUGGCCGGUGACGACGCCAGUCAUGUGUCCGUUGUCAAUAUCAGUGACUCCAAUUUCCUUCAACGUUCUUCACAAAGAAAUUGACUGUCCAGAUACGAAGCUGCCACCACUUUUUGCUCCCGAUGCGGAUCCAAGAUACAGUUCUAAAGUGAUUUUAUUAACUCAUAGUGGUCUUGCAUCAGUUCACCAGAAAGCUUUCGGCUUGCUAGCGGACGGAACCAUCGAUGAGGGUGCAGAUCCGAUACCGCUGUCUCGAUGCAUUAGUUUCCUCGUUGGGACACGUGGUAAGGGUGAGUUAAUGGCACUUGGUGGUUUAUGGUCGCCAUCACUGGAUGGUAAAGAUCCUGAGUCUGAUCCUGAAGUUCUUAUACGAACUGCCAUAAGGACGGUCCUUGCAUUAACUGGGAUUGAUCUUUCCAAGUGUUCUCGCUGGUACAAGAUGGCCCAGUUACAUUAUUAUCGAGCGGAGAAAGAUCGAGUAGACACGACUGUACUGUUCAUUCCUGAUACAGAUGGGUUGAUGCCGUCAGAGGAUCAGUUUCGACAACAGUUAGCGGUGCUUAAGGAUCAACUUGCAAAUAAAAUCUCUGCGAUUGAGGCUUUGACAGCCGAGCCUUCACAGGGGGAGGGCACAGGUGCUGCUGGUGAUUCUGCAGGCACUACAACUGCUACAGCUGCUGCUACAGAUCAACCCAACAAGGAGCAGGCUGGUGAGGAUGUACAAGAGGAAGAGGACGAAGAGGACGAUCUCACCCCCACCCACUGGUCGAAGUUGGAUAUAAAAACGAUGAAGGUUGCUGAGCUUCGCCAAGAAUUGAUGGCACGAGAUCUGGAAACGAAAGGGGUUAAAACUGUUCUCUGUGCUAGGUUGCAGGAGGCACUUGAUAAGGAAAAAGCAGAAGAGGAAGGAAAGGCUAAAGAAGAGGACGAGGAACUGAAUAAGGAAGUUGAUGAUGAGCCGAAGAAGGAGGAAAAAGAACUUUCGGAGGAGGAGAAGAAGGCUUUGGAAAAGUUUGAAAAAGAAAAGAAAGAGAAGAAAGCAGCAUUAGAAAGGCACUAUAUUGUACCAAAGGAAACUAGUAUUCUCGUAUAUCCAAACCGUCAAGCGAAAGCUGGAAAAUUUGAUUGCAAAGUAGUUACACUUCGUAACCUUUUGGACUACCGUAUUGAAGACUCGAAAGAGCAUUCUUUUGAAGUAGCUUUGUUAGCUGAAGCUUUUGCUGAAAUGAUGGACAGAUCGUAUGCUUUUGAUAUAUACAAGGCUAUGACUUAUGCAUUGGAUAAAGAUGCGGAGAAGAAAAGGCGAGAUAAGGCUAAACUUCAAGAGGCUUUAGGAAAAGACGCUGAUGCGAAGAAACACAAUUCCACUGGUGAUGGUCCAGAUAAGAUUGAGAAGUCGGAAGAAGAGAAAAAGAAAGAGGAAGAGAAAUUUGAAGAAGAGCAGAAAAAGAUACUUUCAGAGCCUCGCAAGUCAGUAGUCUUCGACAGGGUGACAUUCCAAGCGUUUGCGCAUUUUGAUACUAAUUUAUGCGGGUACCUUGUCGAGAAGGAUGUUGAAGACGUUUUGUUCACGAUGGGUUUGAAUAUUUCUCGAGGACAUGUACAAAAAUUAGUGAAGAAAUUUGCUGCGAGAGAAAAGGUUAACUAUCGAUACUUAACGGACAGUUGGAUCAAUAAAGAUGGCACUGUUACUUAUAGUCCAGGCGUUGCUCCGGAUGCUCCCUCAUUAUCUGUUUUAAGCAAAGGAAUUGUUCCUGCAAAAGUCGAAGCAGUUAAAAGAACUGAACAAGAAGAUUCUCCGGAAUUGAGUUCCACUGGUGCAGUCGAUUAUAACGGUUCUUUGCUGAAUAUCACAGUGGUUUUAGAACGUGCGUCGCAAAUGGAAGCAGAGCGCAAUAAUGCUUUUCAGAAAAUCGAUGUUUUGGAGGCUCAGCUGAGAGAAAAUGCGAAGACAAUACAAAAUCUUGAAAAAAAGAAAAAGAGAUCUGAUGAGGACGCAGACAAGUACAGAAAAAGGCUGCAUGAAGCAGAAAAAAAUUUGAAGAACGCUAUCGAAGAUACGCAGCAAAUUAAGAUUGCCAUACAAGAGUACCGCAAGAUGGGUGAAAAAAUGAUAUCACUUGCUGACAAAGUGAUUCCUGCUCCAAAAUUAGAGGAGAAGCCGACAGAAAAAGACGUCCUUGAAUCGAAAAAAGAAAAAGAACCCGAGAAGAAACUUGUCAAGAAGGAGAAGGUUUUUUUUUUGUCGUACUUUUCCUGA
This is a messenger RNA of Enterobius vermicularis (human pinworm), 3366 nucleotides long. The record is from the annotation of a GenBank genome assembly. NCBI's taxonomy places the organism in Eukaryota, Metazoa, Nematoda, Chromadorea, Rhabditida, Oxyuridae.